This is a messenger RNA of Rasamsonia emersonii CBS 393.64, 2160 nucleotides long. RefSeq names its product GTP binding protein. The record is from RefSeq and is a predicted model, not a curated record. Gene Ontology annotation, molecular function: protein binding; guanyl-nucleotide exchange factor activity. Gene Ontology annotation, biological process: positive regulation of GTPase activity. Gene Ontology annotation, cellular component: cytosol. NCBI's taxonomy places the organism in Eukaryota, Fungi, Ascomycota, Eurotiomycetes, Eurotiales, Trichocomaceae. The transcript has 5 exons. The coding region runs from base 1 to 2160 and encodes 719 amino acids.
AUGGCUUCUCAGCAUGAUGAAAAUGAUAAAUCUGGGGCCUCAGAGCCCGCACCGAUAUCCAGCGGUUGCAGUUCUAUCACAGAGACUGCAGAGACGCAUAUCCAACCAAGCAAAGAACUUGAGUUUCCUGCAGUGAAGACGAUCUUGUCUGAGCUCACAGACUCAGCCCCGUCUGCCCCUGAGAGAGGUCAGCUCAGUUUGCAACCCGAAGAGCAAGACAAGAUGUUUCGCGCCUUACAGGAUGUUCUCCUCAAGACUGAAGAGAACGAAGGAAACUUUGAUGUCCAGGAGCUUGUAUCCUCUCUCGAGCAGGCAGAUGCCGAUUCUCGGCGAGGGCAGCGCAAGCUGAAGGCUUUGGAAGGGGUCUCUUCCACCCUGGACAAGCUUUGGCAAAGUAGAUCUCAUUACAUGGCCCAAGCGGCGGAGGCUCUCGCAAACGGCAGUCGAGAUCCAUCGUGGCGGGCUCCCUUUGGCCAGGCGGGUAUAUUGGACUUCUUCCUCCGGGUUGUUGCGUCGAAGGAGAAGAUUGAUGACGAUAUCUUGUUUCAUUCAUUAAGGUUGAUUGGAAAUUCUUGCGCAGAUACAGACGAAAACCGACAGAUCGUUAUAACCAACAAUUACACUCUUCCUAUUAUACGUCUCCUUCUCAACCCUGCACUCGUUCAUGUUGCAAUUCCCGUUCUUUAUAAUAUAUGUGCGGAUUUUGAGCCAGCUCAAUCUCAGGUCUCAGGAAACCGAAUUGGGUAUAUAUUGCUCAAGCUCAUCAGCGAGGGAGCAAUUGAGGGAAACUCCUUGCUCAAUUAUGCCUAUGAAUUGGUCGAGAUGGCAUCGGAACAUGAGGAAGGAAUCGAAGCGUCCCCUGAUGGAACCAUCGUCCUGCUGAUGAAUCUGGCUGUCGACAAAACCACCACUUUUGCGCAGUUUGCUUGUCUCGUUAACUGCCUUGUCGCAUACCUGCGAAAUGAACGGUUUCAAAAUGCAUGUAUACGACAUAGACUGGUGGAACAGUUGCUUUCUGUUCUCCGUCACUCGUAUGCAACUGACGCGGACCAAUCGUCGAGCGAAGACGUGCAAUUAUUGUCUCAAUUGCGGUUGAAGCUGAACCAAGCAUUAUCAGACCUAUCUGCACUACCGCAGUUUGCCGAUACUUACCCGCUUGACUCUCCGCUGUCGAAUACUCUAAGAGCGUGGCUCGAGGGUGCUGAAGACCAAUUACAGAUAUGUGCCUGCGUCAUGCUGGGGAACUUGGCAAGGUCGGAUGAGGUGUGCAAGUUCAUGGUCGAGCGCUUAGAGAUCCACAAACAGUUGAUAGCCUUGCUGAAGACCGAUGCCCGGGGCAGCGUCCUCCAUUCUGCGCUAGGAUUCCUGAAGAAUCUGGCCAUUGCUGGAGAGAAUCGACAGCAUCUAGGCGAUGCUGGAAUCAUACCGGCUGUGUCUCGUCUCUGGACAUUUGAUACUGUCCCCCAAGUGCAAUUCGCCGCUGCCAGCCUCACCCGCCAGGUCAUAACGUCUUCUUUCGAAAACAUCUCGCGACUUCUUAUCUCUCUUUCGUCUGACCCAGACUCUCCAGCUAAUGCACGGACCUAUCUGUCGCUCUUGCUCUCGCUCUUUAGCAAGACGGACGCAGCCCCGAUUAAAACUGAAAUCGGACGCACUAUUGCAUCGAUCUGUCGCACCGUCACCUCUCGCGCGCGGGAGGGAGAUGAUGAAGCACAAGCCCUGCUCGAGCGCCUGUUCAGUCUGCAUGAGGGUAUUGCCCGUCCACUUGGUGCCAUGAUCACGCAGACAGAGUGGCCCGUCGUCCGAAGCGAGGGAUGGUUCGCGUUGGCUCUGAUGGCGUCCAGUCCAAAGGGAUCGUUGGCUGUUGUUGACUGUCUGCAAAACAUGGAGGUGUAUCAGCUGUUAGAGGACAGUCUCACGGUCGAGAUUCCUGCUUCGGCGCCAGAGGCUGAAAAGCUGCAGAAGAGCAAGGAUCGGGACAACGUGAUCGUCCUUGUCAAGGAACUGUUAAGCAACGAUGUGUGUAUACCCAUCACCUAUUUUUUUGGUUCUGAAGCUGACUUUCAAUUCGCAACAGCCCGAAACUCUUUCCGAAACCCGCAAAGCCAGGCUGCAGGAGCUGAUGAAGAAGGCUGCUUCCGCCUCAAUGCAAACAAGUGA